GCCUAUCCAUGGUUCUGUUUGUAAUUUACAGUGUCUUAUGUUUGAGUCAUUGGUGUUUUUCUAUGUUCUUUUAAAGUGCAGUGAAGGCUCCUUCAAGUUUGGUUUUCGUUUCUUUCUAGCUUUAUGCUUAUGUGAUUUCCUUUAAAUGCUUUGUCAUAAUUCUAUGAGACAUGUUUUUCAAGCUAGUACUUGUUUCUGUGGAAUGACAGGCUAAUACUGCAAUAGGUGGCAUUGGGUAGUUACACCAAAAAAGAGUAAAAACUACUUGAGUCAGACAAUACAGGUAUAGCAUGACAAAUAUGUUAGUCUGGGUCAGUGACUGAACCCAAGGUUGCCUCUCAGAAGUGCAUGAUUGGCACUUCAGCCCUUAAUCUUAGAGGUCCUCCCAUAGUAGUCGGAGGAGAAAGGAUGGAAACCUUAGGUAGAAACAACAUUCAUUUUACCAUCAAAAUGCAGUCCUAUAAAUCUGACUUUAGGGCUUAUGCACUCAGAUUUUAAAUGUUGUGGCUCCAACAUGCUGGUUCAGUGUAAAUUCACUCAGCCCUCUCAGGGCUGUUCAGGUACCUUUGAUGGGAUCUCUGCAAGCCAGGGUGCUGUGUGUGACAGGGGAGAGCACACCUCAGGAAGCUAAAACUGCCAAGGGCAUCUUGGUCUGGGCAGGCUCGUGUUGAGGAGGAGUUACAAAGGUUGGAGUCUUGCAGUUGAGAGCUGAGAAGCAUGAGGGUGAGCCAUAUAAAAUUACUCAUACAAUGGGGUAGGGUUGCAAAAGACAAAACACAGCCACUAAUGUUGUUGAGAGUAUUUACAUUUAUGGAUGAAAGUGCAUCUCUAUUUGUGUAUUUUGGAUGUCAGUAAUUUGUUUAACUUGUCAAUGGUGGGAUUUAUUUACAAACCCUUUGAACUGUGAGUGCAUACAUGCUGUUGCUCUGAGACUGCUUUUGCUCAAUGUACAGAAAACAUCAGUAACUGCAGUAUUUUGGAGUUGUGCCUCAAGGAUACAAUCAGUAUGGAAAUGUGGCGACCAGUGAAAAUAGUUCUAUCUGUAGACAAAGUGAGCAGGUGCUGUUUGAUAUAAUUUCAUUUUUACUUGACUGUUUUGAAAUGUGCUAACCUCAGACCUUAUGUAAUCACAUUUUCUAUAAGUAGUCACCUUAUUUCUUAACAAGCAUUGGAACUCCUGAGUUCAGUCAAAGAGUUAAGAAGAGUCAAGAAAGCAAUAAUUAGGUAACAGUUUUUUAAAUUUUUUUUUCACCAAGAAAAAUCUCAACUAAGUAACACAAUGGCAGCCUUAAAAAUUAAUUUGCUAACCUGUAUCAAAAUCACAUGGAUUCCAAGGACAGGCUUCUGAAUAAUUUGAAAUGUUGAUUAAUACUAGUUUGUUUUAUUUUUCAGGCUUUAGAAAGGAUGCGUCCUUACCUGUGUGACAAAAUCAUAGCCGAGAGACACUUUGAUUACCUACGUUCUAAGAAAAUACUCACUAGGGAGGACACAGAAGAAAUUUCUGCUCGAUCUUCCAGUAGGAAAAAAACUGGGAAGUUACUGGAUUACUUAGCAGAAAAUCCAAAAGGACUAGAUACUUUGAUUGAAUCUAUCAGACGAGAAAGAACACAAAACUUCCUGUUACAAAAGAUAACUGAUGUAGUGUUGAAAGUCAAAAAUGAAAAGCUCGAAGCUCUUAAAGGUCUAAGCUGCAGCACCUGUAUGACCUCACUGUAUGGAGGAACAAAUAAUCUUUCUAGAUCGUUUUCUGAUGAAUCAAAUUUCUUUGAUAAAACAAAAGACAAGGAAUCUACCCAGAUACAUCACCCAGAGGAAGAUUAUAGCACCGCUGCAUUUGUGUCUGCUGUCUCUCUUCAUUCAAUGAAUUUACCAAUUGCAGAGAUGGGAAAUUCACAGUGCAGCGUUUUCUCAGCCACCCUCCCAGGGCCUGGAGACCCUGGUGCACCCCCACUGCCCCCAGAGCUCGAGUCAGACCAGCAAGAGCCAUGUACUAGUUCAAGUGACAAUUGCUUUUUGCCUUUAAGGUCACGUUCUGUUCAGCCACAAUGAACACAGUGACUUUCGUAUGUUCAUCUGAAUGGUACUGAAACUUUGUGUGAUGUCUCAUAAAGGCUAAAAAUGUUUUCAAACUGUUAGAAAAAUUAGAGGAAAUAAUCUAUGCAAUUUCUGGUUUAAUUUUGUAAUUGUAUGAUGCUGGAGCUGCUUGACUUUUUUUUGUUUGUUUUAUUCUUUAGGGAGCUUUUUUCAAAAUAUUGUGGCAUUACACCAGCAAAUGCUUGAUUUUUAAACCAAUGUGUAAAAGAUUUCACAUUUAGUUGUAGAUAGUUUAGCUGGAAUGACAGAACAAAUGGGGUUUUUCUUUCUACAGAAACUAACAAAUCAGCUUUUCUUGUUUUCUUCACGUUUCUGUGAUGGUGAACUGGGAAAGAUGGUUAGGAAAAGUACUGAGUAUGGGAAAAAAAUCUGAACUAAAAGCUUAAGCUUACUUACCAAAAAGCUUAAACUCAUUUAAGUUAAAUGUUUCUCACUGGGAUAAAUUCUGCUCUCCAUGUAUGUGUGUGCUGCUCCAUUUGCAAAAAACCUCACAAAUCUGGCCAAAUCCAUGCUUAUUAGCAAAGAGUCUUCUCCUUGUGUGAACUCUGUCCUACUGAUAAAUCAAAAGGCAUCAGUAUCGCAAAUACGCUUCUGCAGGCCUUGGCAUAUUCUUCUUGUAUAUUAGUUAAAGAUUCCUGAUUUGAGAUGCACUUUAAAUAUAAAUUCUCUUUAGUACUGGAAAAGGAAUGUAGACUGCUCUAGUGGCAUCAUGAGGGCUGUAAGAAAACAUUAUUGUAGGAUGCUAUUAAGGAACAAAGCUUGUAUGCUUUGUCCCCCUUGGGAAGUGGAGGAGAAGUUGUGUGACAAGGAAGUAUCCCUACCUGAAGGACUCUUGGAAACAGAGCACUUCAGAUACCUCCUCUUCAAAGCAGACAGACAGGUUUACAUUUCAAAUUGUUUGGAGUCAAAUGCAUUUUAAACUGUUUCAACAUGGGAAGGUUCUCAUUUCUUGCCACCAUGUAACAUCCUGAUUUCCUCUCAUACUCGAAUUGUAGCCUACCUUUUGUGCAGGUGCCUAUUAUCAUUUCAAAAUGACCUGGUGGAUUCUUAAUUUGACAUGUGUACAGUUGUGUUCUGCAGCAGUACACUUCAAAGUGAUGGGAUGUUUUCAGUAUAUCAAAGGGUGGGUUUGUAUUUAGGGCCCUAAAUUAUUUUGGCUCUCAUACUGUGUUAUAGCCAUGUAAUGCUGUUCCAGUGCACACACGGGUAAUAUUACUAAACUGUUCUCCUCUUGUGGAGACAGGCCA
Messenger RNA from Cyanistes caeruleus (blue tit), 3341 nucleotides. The record is from RefSeq and is a predicted model, not a curated record. NCBI's taxonomy places the organism in Eukaryota, Metazoa, Chordata, Aves, Passeriformes, Paridae.